Messenger RNA from Oncorhynchus nerka (sockeye salmon), 8484 nucleotides. It is a transcript of the gene cavin2a, whose product is annotated as caveolae associated protein 2a. Lineage: Eukaryota; Metazoa; Chordata; Actinopteri; Salmoniformes; Salmonidae. The transcript is spliced from 2 exons. The coding region runs from base 181 to 1584 and encodes 467 amino acids. Gene Ontology annotation, cellular component: cytoplasm; caveola. Gene Ontology annotation, molecular function: protein kinase C binding. The record is from RefSeq and is a predicted model, not a curated record.
UGGACAUCAAAACAAUCAAGAGAAGAGAAUCUCUGUUACCUUCUCAUUCCUCCUCUGGAGCUACUGAAAACAGCAACAACAACAACCACCAACUGACUGAGACUUGUCACAUAUCAGAACUAGGCAGUUCACAUUCUCCCUCUUCAAAACACGACAUUUAACCCCCUCCACCCUGUGGCCAUGGGAGAAGACUCAUCGCACGCCGAGCGCCUCAGCAACAGCAGCAGCAUUUUGGUCAACCCCCAGCAGUACCAUGCACAGCAAGACAACAUGGAUCUCCUGGUGCCCAGCUUCAGCCCCAGCUCUGCUCCCUCCUCCCCCACUGACACCCUCUCCAAGCUGGGCUUGAAAACCCCCGGGAGCCCCGGAAGUCCCACCAGUCCCAUGGCCAGGGAUCAGGUGAGUGCCAUCACAGUGGUGGCUCUACUCGACAAGCUGGUCAACAUGCUGGAGGCAGUGCAGGAGAACCAGCUGCGCAUGGAGCAACGCCAGGCUGACCUGGAGGGCGCCGUGCAGGGGGUCCAAGGCGACGUGACUCGCCUGUCCAAGAACCACACCAGCACGUCCAACAGCGUGAGCAAGCUGCUGGAGCGCUCGCACAAGGUCAACACCCACAUGAAGGAGGUGCGGGAGCGUCUGGACAAGCAGGCGUCGCAGGUGAAGCGGCUGGAGGCCAACCAUGGACACCUGCUCAAGAGGAACCAUUUCAAAGUACUCAUUUUCCAGGAAGACAACGAGAUCCCCUCCAGCAUGUUCAUCAAGGACUCCACCAAGACCCGCCAGGCCAGCCAGCUUGAGGACGACGCCCCUGCCCCGUCUGUCACCGGCAUAGAUGCCAACCGCUCUCAGGAGGAGGGUCUCCAUAACAUCAGCCUGUACUCCUCCGACAAUGACACCGGGGGUCUCCACGAGGACGACGAAGCCCUGGAGGGAGAGGCAGAGCUGGGCCUAGAAGCGGCCCUGCCCUCCUUCGAGAGAUCCAGAGCCGACCGGCUGAAGCGCUCCAGCCUGAAGAAGGUGGACAGCCUGAAGAAGGCCUUCUCGCGCCAAAGCAUUGAGAAGAAGAUGACCAGGAUCAGCACCAAGAUCGUGCCACCCGCGAGCCGUGAGAAGAUCAAGAAAAGCUUUACACCAAAUCACCCUAAGAGUCUCGCCGUCAAGAGCUCUUCUUUCAAGGUGUCGCCCAUGACGUUCAAUGUGAAGAAGUUGCGAGGCGAAGGGGAGGCCUCGACACAGCCCAGAGGCUCGCCUAGCGGGCAAGCCCACGUGGAGAUCCCUCCCUUGGGUAGCAUGGAUGGGGAUCUGCCCCUGGCUGAGGUGUAUUCCCAGGAAGGGCUGGGUGUGGAGGGGGGAGAGGAGCUAGCUAGUCCUUCUACCCCUGGGAGCGUGCAGGCCGAUUUGACCAUCAAUGGAGAAGCGGGGAGCCUUGAGUGUGAUCUGACCAUCGAUCGUCAACCGGGGCUUGCUCUCCCGGAGCAUGAUGACGAUAUGGGGGAGGAGGAAGAGGUUUAUGAUGAGGUAGAGGAGCAGGAAAGCCUGGUGGAGGUAAAGGACCCCAUACCUGCUGUAGAGCAAGCUUCAUAAUCUCAUCCCUCUCAUCUUUUGCUCCUCCACAUUCCCUGGGUAUUUUAUGUUAACAUGCCAAAACUGUAGUCAUCCCUCCAUCCUUCCAGCCUACCAAUUUCAAAAAAAUCUCAAGCCCCAGUGCUAACGAGCCCCUAACCAUUCCUGGCCCUCCAAUGCCUCCAGCCCUGCAUGUACAAUUGAUCCAAGAGAUCCAUGGACAUAUCCCAGAUCACCAAGCUUCCAUUUCAGAGAUCCUGAUUUAUCAAGAGUGAUCAAUAUAUCCUGCAUCAGUUGCUCCUGCCUGGUCUGUAUAGCUACCUACCCUUCUUUGGGGCUACCUUAGGAAAAGAACCAGCAAGCCAAGCGACUAUAACUCACCUUCCCAACUGGAACCUAGGCUUCUGAACAGCACAUCUCCAGGAUGCUGAGCCAACUCACUCUCUCUGUUUAUCUGUCUUUGCAUGGGCCUCUCAGUCUGACGGAUAGUCUCUUUGUUCUCCUGCCUCGCUUGAAUGCCGGUAAAUCCUUGGCAAAGAGGGUAGAGCCCACAGCUUGGGAAGGGUAGCCCAUUGCCAGGUUGUCUGGGCAUUGGUAUGGGGCGGUAGCUAUGUUUCUAAAGCAAGGUCGGUGUAAGGCUGAGGUUUGUGACAUAUGCACUUGACCCAGGUCUGGAUGUAACCAUAUAACCCGAGUGCAGGGUAAAAAUGGAGCCAUAGCAUUAAGGCAAUUUCAUGCCAUCCCUACUUUAGUUCAUUUAUUUGCCAUAAUAUAUAUACUCAUCAGACAUCUCAUGACAAAAACAGCUUGAAAGUGGUAAGUUAAGGGAGGGUAAGUUGAUAUCUCUGUAUUAGGGUAAGUCUACUGGGAGCACUAUUGAGACAGAGGAUGACUUGGGACCUUAAGGCUCUACAAACUGGGACUUUCCUAAACACCCUAUAUCAGGGCAAUCAUAAUCUUACGUUUAUGUAUAUAUUUGAUUAUAGGGAGUUAAAUAUCAGUAGGCAUAAUGACUUAUAUAAAAUCAUAUUUGAGUACUGUCACCUGACUUUCAUAAAUAUACUGUAAAAAUUGUAAUGUUGGAGUUGAUUACGUGUGCAUUCGGUGCACCUAAAGUUAGCAUAGCACUCACAUAAACAAUGUUGACACAUUCCUAUAUGGUUGAAACACACAUGCACACAAACACUAGAUUAACUAGCACACAUUUACAGAGGCACCCACAAAGACAAUCACACACACACUCAUACACGCACGGAAUUCUUCAAACUUACACUGGCUGUUGUGGGUAAUUGCCAUGCUGGAGUGAGGAAUUCCUGUUUUUGAAGCCCUGUUGAAAAAAACAGCAUAGACCAGCAUAGGCUGGUGACCAGCCUUCAUUGUUUGGACACUUGUCACCAGCAUUCCAGCAUAUGGUGGCCACCCGCAAAACCCGCAUCAAGUUACGUUAUGCUGGAUUUGCAAAGUGAUGUCUAAUUCCUAAUGGAAUCCAGCCUGAACGGGGAUAUCCAACAAUUUGAAUGUUUAUUCACCCACGAUUUGCAUUCAGAAUGAUUGCCAGGGUUUUGCCCUCAAAACAUCAAAUCAAGCUUUAUUUAUACAGCACAUUUCAGACAUGGAACGCAACGCAAUGUGCUUUAUGGGGGGGGGAACAAAUCAAAAAUGAUAAUAUAGGUGAAAUAUUUACUACACAACAAACAUAAGAUAAAAAACUAAAGAAUGGUACAAAAUAAACCAAUGGCUGUGCUGUGUAGGCAGUUCAGCCGUGGCACAAUCAAUUGGAAAUUGACAGCUAAUGGUGCUGAAAGUAGGCAAAUUUGAGUAGGCAUAAUUAAUUUGACUUUACUAACAACAAGAGGACUUUGUGUUGGAGCCUAUUUAUUCAUAUUUAAGAAAUAAGAGGUAGGCCUACCUGUUUGGCAGAUUAAAUUAGGCAAUAGGCUGCUAUAUAGAUAUAUUUCUCAGUCAAUUACAUGUCAGUGAAGGGGGUAUGAGGGUAUGCCAUAGCCCUACUUUUUAUGAAAGAAAAUGGCAAAAAGCCAAGCUUACCUCUUGUUAGUUUAAUAUUUUAAAACUGAUCCGAUUAUAUAACGUGAUAUAUUAGAGCACUUUGGUCCUUGAUGCUUUACAAUAUGCAUUGUUUUGUGUCUUUGACAUUCAGAGGCUGAGACACAACCUUCUAUAGCCAAGGACCCCAAAAAUAUACUUUGCUUGGGAAGUAAUUCUAAUUCUCUCUAUCAAUUGAUUAGGCGAUUCACUUUCUGUACAAUAAAUGUUUAAACCCAGGCAACUUUUAGGGAAACCGUUGUGACCAUCUCUCGUUGAGUUAAGCCACAGAAAAGGGCUAUUUUUUUCUCAGACCUGCAAAUACGAUGAUAGAUUCAUGCAAUGCUUCUACUAUAAAGGAGAUCUUUCCCCCCCUACUCUCUUCCACGGUGGUCUGUGAACCCACAACCUUCUGGCCAGCAGCCCUGUGGGUUAUCAAAAUUCCUGCAUUGCUAUGUAAUGCUUACAGGAAGAAUAACACUUUCUAAAACUGUUUCUAGAAGGCUCUGGUCUGUCCAAGAUGUGAGGAUAAAUGGUAUAGACAUGUUCUCCGCUAUCCACUUUGUUUUUAAAUUAUUAUUAGUGGUAUAAGGGAGAUUCACUUUUUUUCAAGCAUUCAGGGAGGGUUUAAUUGAAAUGUAACUGAUGAACUGUCCAUAUUCAUUUCAGAAAGAUCCCAUUUUCUCAAUGUAACCCUUACUACAAAAUAAUGUUCACCGCCUAAACUGGAACAGUUUCAGUAACGGGUGAAAUAAGUUCAACUAAGAUAUUGGGUUAGUAUGCAUGUUAUGUAUCUUUGUGUUGCAUAAGAUAAAUUAAUUGAUUAAUUAAAACAAUCAAUGUACAUGCAAAAACACAGAUAUUGAAACAAACUAUUCUAGAAAAUCAAACUGCAAUAUAGCAUGCUGGGAAAUAAGAUAAUGAUGCCCGUAGUUGAGCAGACCAGCUUGUCCAGCUAGACCAGCAUACACUCCAAAGAAGAAAAAAAAGGUUUUGCCAGGGCUUAGGGUAAUUUUAUUUUUCAUAUUAAGAAUUCCCUCUCCACAGUGUUUUCCUUUUAUGCCAUGAAAUGCUACACUGUAGCAUAGUUCCUUUAAUUGCAUGGUACACUAUAGGCUACUGAUUGCAGUGAAAGGAAGGUAAACAACAAGUUACUGAAUUUCUACAGCUGAAUGAAGGUGUUAUUGCUGUAAAAGGAUAGUAUGCUGCUGAAUGCUGGUUACCUAAGACUAUACCUCACUUGGGAUUUGAACUCAAACUCUUUGUUGCUAAUGACCUGAACUUCCUGCUACAUCACCAUGACCAUGUGCAUGACAGCAUGACAGUGCUUGGCCACAGAUUUAAAUGGCAAGAACACAAUUCUGUACACAGCUGCCCAGAAUCAAGUCCAUAAUUGUAUAAUUAUCUGACAACACCAAUGUGAAAAUAUCAGUCCUCAGGGACACUUGAUGUAAUGUGUGCAUAAAUGCUUUGGGGAUUUGAACUUAGAGGCCUUUAGGCAGAAGUGCAUUAAUGUUUCAACAGUGCCACCAGGUACAUCAUUGGUACCAAGAACAUGUACAUUCAGAAAGUAUUCACAUCCCUUGACCUUUUCCCCAUUUUGUACAGCCUGAAUUUGAAAUGGAUUACAUUGUGAUUUCUUUUGUGACUGGCCUAACACAAUGCACCAUAAUGUCACCAUAACGUUUUUUUUUACAAAUUCAUUACAAAUUAAAAGCUGAAAUGUUUUAAGUCAAUAAGUAAAUCAACCCCUUUGUUAUGGCAAGCCAAAAUAAGUUCGGGAGUAAAGAUUUGCUUAACAAGUCACAUAAUAAGAUCCAUGGACUCACUCUGUGUGCAUUGUGUUUAACGUGAUUUUUGAAUGACUACCUCAUCUCUGAAACAUACCAGUGGUCUGGGGCGGCAGGUAGCCUAGUGGUUAGAGAGUUGGAUUUGUAACCGAAAGGUUGCAAGAUCAAAUCCCCAAGCUGAUAAGAUAAAAAUCUGUCAUUCUUUUCCUGAACAAGGCAGUUAACCCACUGUUCCUAGGCCGUCAUUGAAAAUUAGAAUUUGUUCUUAACUGACUUGACAAGUAAAAUAUAUUUGGGGGCAUGGUCUAAUAUGUGUGUUUGUGGCAACUAUCAGUGGAAGUGUUGUACCAGUUUAAGUGGUUGAUGGUUGUGGUCAAACAUGGUCAGUUUUGCAGUUGUUGUAAGAGCAUGUGACAUUAAAUAAGAGCUGUACUGUUAAAAGGUUACUUUGUAAUUUACAGUAAAUUAAUGGAAGUUAGUUAUAUGGAUAUUACUGAAUUUUGUGCCGCUGAAUUGACUAACAGCUGUCAGUUAUUGUAAAAUUCACAGCAACUGCUAGGAACAUACUGACAGUUAGGUUGCCAGUUAAUCUAUUGUAAAACGCACAGUAACAUAUUUGCAACGAGCUGCCAGUAGCUCACUAACUUCAAGGAACUUUUCUGAUUACAAGAACGCUUAUGACAUUAGGUGAUAACUAUUAUGUAGUCUUUUGCAUGAGCACACUUGGGACCCAGCCUCACCUGGCAUCAACAUCUAGGUUGGCAGCAAACUGACCUUCCUGCCACACAAUCAGGUCAAUGUGAAUUCUACAAUUACUACUUGCAGCAAGCUGACAGUAAGUUGACAUUUAAACAUGAACUUCCCAGUGACCAACUUCCAUUAACUUACAGGAAAAUGCACAGUAACCUUUAAUAGUUCAGCUCUUAUUUUGUCACAAGCUCUUACAAAAAACAUGUACCACUGGCCAUAAACAAAUCAGUUGCUCUAACUUAAUAAUAAAACCCCUUAAACUGGUACAACACUUCCACUAACAGUUGGCACAAAUGUAACAUAUUUUAGACCAUGCCCCCAAAUAUACUAAUGUGCCCACCCCAGCAAUUUUUUUAAUUUACCUUUAUUUUACUAGGCAAGUCAGUUAAGAACAAAUUCUUAUUUUCAAUGACGGCCUAGGAACAGUGGGUUAACUGCCUGUUCAGGGGCAGAACGACAGAUUUGUACCUUGUCAGCUCGGGGAUUUGAACUUGCAACCUUUCGGUUACUAGUCCAACGCUCUAACCACUAGGCUACCCUGCCGCCCCAUCUAUAUUUCAGAUGCCAUGAAAGGUAAACAAUAAUUUAACAAUAACACCAUUAAACUGUAAAAAAAAUAUAUAUAUAUAUAUACUGUAUUUUUACUGCAACUCAGUAGCCGGUAACUUACUAUCAAAUAACAGGACAUUUUUAACAGUGUAUGCCAUAAGCACAUCUGAAGUAUCCUAUAAGUAUAACUGUAAAACAUGUCAUUGCUUCUACCUUCUAACCAGAGGGUUAUUCAUAAGAGGAUUCUAAACGUAACUCAAAAUGGUUCCCCUACCUACAGGAACUAAUCAAACCCUUUCACAUUGCACCCAAAAUGGUUCCCCCAUGGGGAUAAAUUACAAUACCUAUUGGUUCUAAUCUUUUAACACUGUCACACCUAGGGCUGUUAUGGUGACCAUAUUACUGCCACACUGUCACUCAUGAGUCAUGACCAGAUUAAAACUCCAUGUCACCGAGUCACGGUAAUCUCUUAUGGUAGUACCCAACUUGCUAAUGACCAUCAGGUCACUAAUGGCCUGUUACUAUUGUCCCGCUAACCACUCUGGCAUCAAUUCAAAUCCAAUCGAAAAUCACAUCAAACACUGAUCAUCAAAACAGUAUCAUGCAUUUAGAACUCACAUCACUGUGAUUAAUCAGUCUGAAGAAAGAAGUUCAACAGGUUUAAACUUAAUGGAAAACAUGGUCAUUGUGGAUGUUGUUUCAAAGCCUAAAAACGAAAUUGACAGCACUUUCUAAGGUGAUGAUUAAUUCAAAACAUCCAUAUGCAUAUUAGAGUUUAUGCAAAGAAUUGGCCUAAAUAUGAGCUCAAGCCCGAAAAAAAACCCUGAGUUAAAAUAAUGAUUGUGCCAUUAUAGAAUACAUAGCCUACCGCACAUUAAGCAUGGCAGAAAUACAUAAAUAUGUACAUAAUUGGUCUAGCCGAUAGCCCAAAAUUAAACAUAUUCUAGUAAUUGCUUUUGGAGUGUGGACUGUAUGCAUACUGGAUGGACUUGUUACCUCAUGCUACGCUCCAAACUUUCUAUACAUGAGUUGGGGAGAGAACAUAGGUGAUACUGUUGGUUCAUUGAUAGUGUAGGGUGACUUACAGAGUUACAGUGCAUUCAGAAAAUAUUCACACCCCUUGAUUUUUUUGAAAAAAAAAAUGUUUGUCUGAAUUUAAAAUAGUCAAAUGAGAUUUGUUUUGGUACUGGCCUACAGACAAUACUCCAUACUGUCAAGGUGGAAUUGUGUUUUGACAUUUUUACAAAUUAAUAAAAAAUGUAAAGCUGAAAUGUCUUGAGUCAAUAAGCAUUCAACCCCUUUGUUAUGGCAAUCCUAAAUACCUUCAGGAGUAAAAAUUUGCUUCAGUAACAUAAGUUUCAUGGACUGACUGUGUGUAAUACUAGUGUUUAAGAUGCUUUUUGAAUGACUACCUCAUCUCUAUACCCCACACAUACAGAUAAUUGUAAGGUCCCUCAGUCCAGCAGUGAAUUUCAAACAGAUUCAGCCACAAAGACUGAGGUUUUCCUUACCAAGAAGACAGUGAAUAUUUGAGUGGUUUUGACUUAAAUCUGAUUGGAAAUAUAUGGGAAGACCUGAAAAUGGUUGCCUAGCAAUGAUCAACAACCAAUUUGACAUAGCUUGAAGAAUUUUGAAAAUAAUAAUUGGCCAAAUGUUGCACAUGUGUGCAAAGCUCUUAGAGGCAUACCCAGAAAGACUCAUAACUUUAAUCGCUGAUUCUAACAUGCAUUGCCUCAGGGUUGAAGACUUGUUUAAUCAAGAUACUGUAUAUAUAUAUAUAUAUAUAUAU